This is a messenger RNA of Erinaceus europaeus (western European hedgehog), 2118 nucleotides long. RefSeq lists its product as uncharacterized. The transcript has a single exon. NCBI's taxonomy places the organism in Eukaryota, Metazoa, Chordata, Mammalia, Eulipotyphla, Erinaceidae. The record is from RefSeq and is a predicted model, not a curated record. Bases 1073 to 2086 code for a protein of 337 amino acids.
UUCUCUUUUUCUUUUUUUUAAAUAUUGAUUCCCUUUUGUUGCCCUUGUUGUUUUAUUGUUGUAGUUAUUGUUGUUGUUGUUGGAUAGGACAGAGAGAAAUGGUGAGAGCAGAGGAAGACAGAAAGGAGGAGAGAAAGAGAGACAGACACCUGCAGACCUGCUUCACCACUUGUGAAGGGACUCCCCUGCAGGUGGGGAGCCGGGGGCUGGUUCUUGCACUUGAAGCCAUGUGCGCUUAACCCACCGCGCUACUCCCUCAUUCUCUUUUUCUAAGGGGGCCUGAGGAGAGGAAGGGAAUAAAUAGUACUGGAGGCUAGGCCUGAUUUUUUUUUUUCCUCAAAGGUAAAGAUUCUAUUUUAAUUAAGAUUAAAAUAAUGUCAUUGUUUCUGAUGUGAAAAAAUAUGUGUUGUCUGAUAUUUUCUUUUGGACUUCUUGGUGCAACAAUUGAAAUAUGUCUCCUUUCAGAGUUUAGGGGCCAUAAUUGCAGCAUCCCUUGCCCUGGUUCAUAGUGGCUCUUUGGUUAGUUGAUAUUGACAGAGCUGGUUUGCUUUUCUUUCUUUCUCCUCUUCCUUUCUUUUCUUUUCCUUCUGGAGCCCAGCCCCUCUCUUCUAUUCCCCUCCCAUUUCCAUUUACUCUUACAGUUCUCUCCUCCUCCUCCCCUCCUCCCCUCUCCUCCCCCUUCCUAGUUUCUCCCCUCCCCUGGUUUCCAGCUCCUUUUUGCUUUCUGUUUGUGUUACUGAGGGCAGUGCUCCAAUUACCUCAUAUUUGGAGAGAGGAAGCAGCAGCCAAUUGGGUUUCUGUCUGCUUUUAGGUCAAGUGAUUUCUGAACUGCAGUGAGAUGCUUUGAAUUUGUCUUGUUGCAGCUCUGAGCCUGUAAGAUGGCUGUCUGAAUCGGCAGCAGCGGCUAGAAGAGACAGAAAGGCGGGGAGGGAGGGAGAAAGAAUUGGAGGGCUUGCCAGCGUAGUACAUGUUUUCAAGCGUACAUCUAAUCCAAUGAAGUCAAGGUUGGGAUUUCUCUGUCAUCACAGGACUGGUUUAGCGGUGUUUUUGCUGAGAUUAGGAUAGGAAAGAGAUGGGAAAUUCUCUGGGCUGUGUUAAGGAGCCAAAAGAUCCUAUAGCUAUUCCCGAGAAGGCUCCCAUAUCUCCUAAGAAAAGGGUUCGGUUCAAAAGGAAGUGGAGGGGGAAGAAAACCCUUACUCCGGAGGCAUCUCAUGAUGAGCCCUCGGAAGGAACCGGAGUCACUGAAGAGACUGAAGCCCUAAGGAAGUUAACAGUGAGUCUUCGGAAGGAAGAAGGAGUGGGAGGGGCAGAGCACCCUCCCCCAGACAUUUUACUGCCGGGAGACUCGGCCCCCAAGCGGGGGGUAGGAGAUCAGGGAAUGAUCGUUCAGGUGAAGGAGAGAUUCCAAGGGAAGAUCCAGAGGGCUCACCUUUUGUUGGAGAAUGAGUCAUCAGUUGCUGGAGGGGUCUGGGAUUCCCUGGAAGAGGGAACAACUGUCAUCGCUCACCUGCUUGAUAACCCAGCAGAAAGGAACUGUGAGAAGUCAGUAAGCCAACUGGUGGAAUUUCCGAGGACAGCAUCCUGCAGCAGCAGAGCUGUGCUGCUGCCUUUGCAGGGAGAGACUGCAGUGAAGAAUGGAGCCACUCAGCUUGGCUGUCGGAGUGGCAUCUUCCCCAGGGCAAACUACCCCACGAACAUAAGAAGCCAAAAUCAACUUUUAGAAGGCUGGAGUGUUGGGAAAGAAAGCAAGGGUAUUUUAAGUGCCUCUCAGGCAGGUUCUUGGAUUACAGAAUGUUCUGUGUCUUCAUCACUACUGGGCCAGUCAAGAGGCCACAGGCACCUGGAACCUGCCCACAUGGGUCAAACCCUCCCUGAGGGUUCCCGUCUGCCUAAUUCUCAGAGUGAUCUCUCCGUCACUGGCAUGACCGUGAGCAUUUUGCCCUCCUCCUCUGGCUAUGGCAGCGAUGGGCCACACUUACGUGGGAUCCAGCCAAAAGAGACAGAGCCUGAAAAGAGCUCCUUAUCCUUCUCAGAAGAGGAUGGCACCCUUUCCUUGGAGGCAAGCCAUAACCACCAUGGGGUCUAGAGGGGGUUGGUGGGCAUGUUCAAGGGAUAAAA